AUGAACCUUAAUUUCAAGGCAACUGAGUGUCUGUCUGUGUUCAUGCCAUGUUUUACCAAAAGAAGCUACUUUUUUGCAAAGUACGAUGCGUUAACGCAAUGUGUGGGAGCAUAUCGCUCUUACGCUGCGGACGCUCCGACCAGAUUCUUUGGAUAUUAUUCGCUACCACCCUGGGUGCAACUCUAUAGAUCAUCCGCCGCAGACCUAUCUAACCUGAUUUCAAAUGCAUUAAGCAAUGAUCGCCAAACUUUACCGUACGGCACACAUCUUGAUUCAGAGAAUUCGCGACGGACAAGCAGCGGCUUUGAAUAG
This is a messenger RNA of Plasmopara halstedii, 312 nucleotides long. RefSeq lists its product as uncharacterized. Bases 1 to 312 code for a protein of 103 amino acids. The record is from RefSeq and is a predicted model, not a curated record. The transcript has 2 exons. Lineage: Eukaryota; Oomycota; Peronosporomycetes; Peronosporales; Peronosporaceae.